Messenger RNA from Pogonomyrmex barbatus (red harvester ant), 2256 nucleotides. It is a transcript of the gene Caper, whose product is annotated as RNA-binding protein 39-like protein Caper. Gene Ontology annotation, cellular component: nucleus. The record is from RefSeq and is a predicted model, not a curated record. Gene Ontology annotation, molecular function: RNA binding. Lineage: Eukaryota; Metazoa; Arthropoda; Insecta; Hymenoptera; Formicidae. Gene Ontology annotation, biological process: mRNA processing.
UCGUCGCGCGACGAUCGUUCUCGCGUCUUAAAAUCUUGAUCGUUGCACGAGACGCUCUGUCUAUAAGAGCGCUCGCCGUCUCGUGAAAUUCCGUGGUCCGCUAAUGCGUGGCGUUUCAGAGAGCUCCCCGACUCGCGCAAUGGCGGAGGAUUUGGAUGUCGAGGCGAUGUUGGAGGCGCCUUACAAGAAGGGGGAGCAGGACUCCUCUUCCAAAGACAAGUCCUCCAAGGAGAAUGGGUCUAGUCGCAAAUCGUCUGGGAAGAGCAAACAUCGCUCGCGUUCUCGUUCACGAUCCCGAGAUCGCGAUCGCCGAGACAAAGAUCGACGGGAUCGCGACAGAGACAGGGACCGAGAUCGCGAUCGGGACAGGGAUCGCGAUCGCGACCGCGAUCGUCGGCGCAGGUCGAGAUCGCGCGACAGACGAGAUCGGGACAGGGAUCGUGAUAACGAUCGAGAAAGGGAUAGGCGAGACAGAGAUCGAGACAGAGACAGAAGAAGAAAGAGAUCGUUAACACCAUUAACUCUUCCUAGAGCCCGACCACCAUUCGGCAAAGGCCACAGUCCUCUUGGAAUAAACGAUGAAUUAACACCAGAAGAGCGAGAUGCUAGGACUGUCUUUUGUAUGCAGUUAAGCCAGCGAAUUCGUGCACGAGAUCUGGAAGAAUUCUUCUCAAGUGUCGGCAAAGUGCAAGAUGUUAGACUAAUUACAUGUAACAAAACUCGAAGAUUUAAAGGUAUUGCUUAUGUGGAAUUCAAAGAUCCAGAAAGUGUGACACUUGCUCUUGGUUUGUCGGGUCAAAAACUUCUUGGGGUGCCUAUCGUAGUACAACAUACACAAGCUGAAAAGAAUCGCAUGGGUAAUUCGAUGCCGAACCUAAUGCCUAAAGGACAAACGGGACCUAUGCGAUUAUAUGUAGGAUCUUUGCACUUUAAUAUCACGGAAGAUAUGCUUCGCGGAAUCUUUGAACCUUUUGGAAAAAUUGAUAACAUACAGUUAAUAAUGGAUCCCGAAACAGGGCGGAGCAAAGGUUACGGUUUUCUGACAUUCAGAAAUGCAGACGAUGCAAAGAAAGCAUUGGAACAGUUGAAUGGAUUCGAACUUGCUGGUAGACCUAUGAAAGUUGGAAAUGUAACAGAACGAACGGAUUUAAUUCAAGGACCUUCUCUUCUCGAUACUGACGAAUUAGAUCGUAGUGGAAUUGAUCUUGGAGCAACUGGAAGAUUACAACUAAUGUUCAAAUUGGCGGAAGGUACUGGUCUAGAAAUUCCUCCUGCUGCAGCAAACGCUUUAAAUAUGGCACCAGUGAUGACUCAACCACAGCCACCACCUCAGGCUGCACCUCCUAUCGCGACACAAUGCUUUAUGUUAUCGAAUAUGUUCGAUCCGCAAAAUGAAACGAAUCCUAAUUGGGCAAAAGAAAUUCGUGACGACGUGAUCGAAGAAUGUAACAAGCACGGCGGUGUAUUGCACGUAUACGUUGAUCAAGCGUCGCCGCAGGGCAAUGUCUAUGUCAAAUGUCCAUCGAUCGCGACUGCUGUGGCGGCGGUGAAUUCGCUGCAUGGUCGAUGGUUUGCCGGUCGCGUCAUAACCGCAGCCUACGUACCAGUGGUGAAUUAUCACUCUUUGUUCCCUGACGCAAUGACCGCGUUGCAAUUGUUGGUGCCGAGUGCGCCGCGAAGAGGAAUGUGAUAAUCUUAAAUGAGCGAACAUGCGAGCGAGCAACAAUCGUUUACUAAUAUGUAAAUUUCUUGCAUAGCAUUGCGUUCUCUUCUCUAUCUCGCAUACUCUUGUUGUCCGAUGCAAUCACAUUUUCUUAUUCGUUAAUAAGGCGGGAAAGGAAAUACUCUAACGGUUUCAACGGUCGUAUGUUGAGGUAUCACUUGUGUCACAUUACAUAAAUUCACUGUAGCUACGGACUUAGGAAUAGACGAAGUCUAAAAUCCUACUUGAGGUAUACACACAUAUGCGCAUGUAUACACGUAUAAUACGUCACGUUCCUUGUGGUUCCAUGUGUGCGAUUUAUGAAACAAAUAUGGUGGACUCACUCGCCGCGAACGUGUCUCACCUCUUUAACUUUAUUCUUUUAUUCCUGAGUCCGCAGCACAUCGCUAAACAUUAAGUUCGAAUCGUCUUGUUAAUGGCACAUGCAUUAUUCACGUGAAAUCUGAUAGUAAUGGAGAUUGAUCGUAGACAAAGAUUGUAUGAAUUUGUUCAAAAUUUUGCAUUUGGCUAUUUCAAAUAUAUGUGAAAGGAUG